Molecule: messenger RNA, 1137 nt
Organism: Tetrapisispora phaffii CBS 4417
Lineage: Eukaryota; Fungi; Ascomycota; Saccharomycetes; Saccharomycetales; Saccharomycetaceae
Exons: 1
Coding region: 1-1137 (378 amino acids)
Source: RefSeq, a predicted model, not a curated record
AUGCCAGAACAACAACCAAUCGCAACCUUAUAUACCAUCCAAACAACAGGUAGUUCUUCAACUGAUGAGGUACAUGAAGGUGGCUCGAGACCAAUUGAAGAAAAUAUUUAUAAUAAAAGACAUAUUGGUGAUAGACUUCAAAAUAUUCUAAUUAACAACGAUUAUGCAGUUCUUUUUUUGCACAAGUACUACGACGUAAAACAGAUAGCGCUUCCCUCAUUUGAAAUAGAAAAUGUUAGAGACAUAUACUCAACCGAGUUCGAGCAGACAUACUUUUUAUUUAAUGGCACCACACUGCCUAGAACAUUAAAGGAGGAGCCAGAAAAAUUAGGUGCUGAAAUUCAGUUAAUGCAAAUGCAAAAGUGCACAAUUGUGUUUUUUAAAAAUGAUAACGGCCCGGUACCCAUUGUUGGAGCCAAUUUUAUGGACUUGCACAGUUUGAAGGAUCAGUUUCCUUAUGCCUUUCUGAAAUUGGUAGUUAAUUAUGAUAGGAUAUCAGUAAACGAAUUCUUCCAGAAUUUAGAGAAAAAAAUUGAAAGCAUAGAACUACAAAAUGACUCAAUUUUUUCUUUAAAUACAAAGCAUUUCAAAAAACUGCUAUUUCUAAGGAGAGAUUUUAAAAAAUGUGUCAAUUCCCAGACAACUGGAAAUGAGCCAAUUUUACGUUUUUUAAAUGAGCAAAAAUUGACAUACAAAAAAAAUGAAGGGAUCGUUAAUUGCUGCUGUAGUAUAUUACAGUCGAUUGAAGAAUCACAAUUAAAAUGGGAUAAAUUAUUGAAUUACUUUAGUAAAGUCGAGGAGCAGUUAAAAUGGUUAUAUCAGCUAAGAGUUGGUUCAUUCCGUGGUAUUUUUGUAACACUGAUUGUAUUUACAUCAAUAUUUAUUUCCGGGUUAUUUAAAGAUAUCUACAAUGACAGUGCCUCUACAGGAGUAGAAGUUGCAUUUGGACUUUUGGUGUUCUUUUGCGUUAUAUGCUUUUUAAAUGUGAUAGCAUUGUAUUGGCAUAUCUCUCUUCUGUGGUUCUUGCCCUGGAGAAAAAAAAUAACGAGGAAGAAAGCUCGGACGAAAAUAAGCACAGCUCUGAUGUAUCUCAUGACACUAGUAACGAUGCAGAAGCCUCGAACACACAAGGUUUAG